Messenger RNA from Nematostella vectensis (starlet sea anemone), 845 nucleotides. RefSeq lists its product as uncharacterized. Bases 75 to 719 code for a protein of 214 amino acids. The transcript is spliced from 5 exons. Gene Ontology annotation, cellular component: lysosome; extracellular region. The record is from RefSeq and is a predicted model, not a curated record. Gene Ontology annotation, biological process: cell-matrix adhesion. Gene Ontology annotation, molecular function: calcium ion binding. NCBI's taxonomy places the organism in Eukaryota, Metazoa, Cnidaria, Anthozoa, Actiniaria, Edwardsiidae.
UUCCAUCUUCGUAUACUGCGGUAGUCGAACGUGCAAGAGGAACUCUCAUCUACGGAGCUGGCCUUUGCUGAAAAAUGAUUAAGAUCUUGUUUUUGAUCACGGUGACUUGUUUGGUUGCUGGGUGCGUGGAAGGGAAAGCAUUAUCUCCGACUCAAUGCAGUAUUGCCAAGCAGUUCGUAGGAAACUUCGGCGUUUACCAACACACACGUGUAGGGAACAACUCUGCUACCAAUGGCAUGAUGUACUAUGACGGGACGAAAGAGCGCAUUCGAGUCGAUGUCACCGUCAAAGGCAUCUUUUACAAAAUUGUCCAACUUUAUACAGAGAAAAUCCAGUACGUGAUCUUCAAGUACAUGGGGAAAGACAUGUGCCUCAUUCAACCAAUCACCAAGCCUUUUGACCCGAUCGUGAUCCCCGCGGGUAGCGUGGAGCUGGAACGCGGUCGUGUCGGCUCCGCUAAACACGGAAUGGACAUAAUCCGUUUCUACGGCUUGAAGAAAGGGGCCCAGUACAUCAUAACGGUGACCGCUGCUGACUGCGUUCUGACAGAAGCGCUCAUCCACAUCCCCAUGAAACAAAUAUCCUAUUUCAGCCUGACCAACAUCUCGCGAUUCGAGGUGACGGACGCGGACUACGCGCACCCGAGCGACUGCAAGCAUGCACCUGAGCGCCAUCACGCGAACGAGGCUAGAGACGCGCCCUCCGAAUUCUACUUCUGAACCUGCGCAUAACACCGAACGGCAAAUGAGGCAACGAAAAUCUGUUUCUGUCUUUUAUAAUUUUUUUUAAAGUAAUUUAAAACUCUAAGUAAACUUGUUUAAAUAAAUAAUUAUUUGCAUUAUUCA